Messenger RNA from Xenia sp. Carnegie-2017, 2569 nucleotides. Its product is annotated as centrosomal protein of 104 kDa-like. Lineage: Eukaryota; Metazoa; Cnidaria; Anthozoa; Malacalcyonacea; Xeniidae. Gene Ontology annotation, cellular component: cilium. The record is from RefSeq and is a predicted model, not a curated record.
GUUCAAUUGCUUUAGUAUUUUGGGCGCGAAAGAUUUUGUGUUUCUUUGAAACUUUGAAGUAUGUAACAUCAAUCUCGUCCGAAUAUUAAAGUAUUACCUGCUUUCAAAUUGCAAUGAUCAUUUUCUGGAACUGGUUCGGUUUUUGUGUAGUUAAUGGCCAAGAAAGUUCCCUUCAAAGUGGUGCAUGCAACCGAGCUGAUGAUGGAUAUAGCAAGGGCAUUAGAAAUUCAUUCCCAACAACAAGAGGAUGGCGAUCCUCAAAAUUUUGUGCCUACCCACAAGAAAUCAUUAUAAUGCUACAAGAAUCCAUGAGAAUUCGUAAACUACAGAUCCUUGUCCACCAGUAUUUAAUACCAACAAAGAUUGAAAUUUUUGUUGGAUGUUUGCCAGAAAAUCAAUCCACUUCACUUUUAACAUGCAGAUUUGAAAGACUUGGACAUAUUGGUUUAGUUGACAACCAGAAGACAAACUUUAAGUCAAGGGAGCUGAAAUCUGUUCACUUAGAUGCACAAGGACAGUUCAUUAAACUUAUUAUACAUAAGAACUACAUCAAUACAAACAAUUUAUACAACCAGGUGCAAGUCAUUGCUGCCAACAUCAUUGCUGAAGACAUUGAAAGCUACAAAGGUUUUGGACAUUUAGAUUACACAGCUGACAAACUUGUUGACCAAUAUGUGAAACAGGAAGAUCUAAUGUCCCAUGAUCCAGUUUGGGGAAAGAUAAAUAAACCAGAACAUAUCUCCCCCCUGGAUGAUAUUGCAUUUGCCAUGUAUCAGGAUCCCCAAACGGCUGAUAUUAUACGUGGACUUGAAAAGCGUAAACGAAAUGCUAUUAAAGGAGAUGAUUUUAUUGAAGCAAAAAAGCUUCACCAGGUUAUCAGUGAUUUACACAAGGUUGGAGAAAGGCUCGGCCGUCUUCACGUUGAGAAACAAAAAGCUGUGGAAAUGGAAGAUUUUGAUUUAGCCAUGACGAAGAAGCAACAAAUUGACGAAUACCGCAAAGUUGUCUGGGAUCGUUUAGUUUCAGCUCAUAUUAUCAAUGAGGCUAAAAAAGAAGCUCCCAACAUUCUUCCACCUACGUCCCAUUUCAACCAAUCACCACCUUUACCACCAAUAACCCGAGCUAGUGAUAAGGAGAGGAAAAAUGAACGACUUUCACCGGAGAGCACACCGCAUCUCAGUCCCAGACCUCAAGAGAGUAUCUUGCCUGAAGAUUCGACUUUACAGAACACAACUGCUGACGAGAGACCAUUGCCUACGACGAAUAAAAAGAAUAAGGAGAAUACAAUUGAAGAAAACAUGACAGAGAAAGAGCAAUCAUCUCCUGUGCUUGUAGACGAACCUAGUGAACUAAAGGAGAAGGAUGCAAGAGAAGCCAGUUUAGCCAUCGAGGUGUUCGGAGAAGACAUUGUUCGUCGUAUCUUCACGAAACAAUGGAAAUACCGACAGGAAGGAAUGAAAGCUGUCCAGCAAGAGUUGACUUCAAAUAAUCCUCAUUUGAUCGGAAAAGACUCAAGAUCUGUUAUCAGAGCUGUUGUCGAAUUGCUCAAGAAGGGGCUCAAUGAACUCGUUCAUCCAGUUUUUGUUCUCUGUUUGUCCAUUUUAAAAGAUCUGCUCGUCUCUUACAUUCCAAAUAACGAUGGACAAAGCGAAAUUCCGUUUGUGCUUCAAAAGACGAUUCCUCUUGUUUUGCCCAAAACUGGAGAAAUGGCUUCAAGAAUGAAGAAUUCGUCCGUCUCUUUUAUGUUAGAGAUUGCGCAGAUUGACAGUAUCAAGUUGACUGGUGUUAUACCGCAGCUUGUGACGCAUCCAUUCAAAGCCAAGCAACAGACAACUGCAAGGUUAUACACUGGAAGGAUUGAUCUUCUCGAAAAACUCCUUGGAAUUUUGGGCAUUGAUGAAACAACAGCAAAUGGUUUUUCUACGUCUUUAAUGAUGAAGUUCCUUCUUCCUGCCCUUGAUCAUGCCAAUGGUGAUGUUCGUGAUGCUGCAGUCAAACUAAUCCUUGAACUCUAUAAGUUGAAAGCACCAGUGAGGAGUUUUCUUCCAAAUGACGAGCCGGCAACGAGAAAGAGUGCGUUGUACCGUUCAAUCUUUGACGGUUUUGAUAGAAUUGAUGGUAAACCAACAGAAGCGGAGAAAAAGGCGAAAGCAAAAAGCGACAGAGAGGCUGCGGAGAAGGCAAAACAAAAAGAAAUUGAUGAACUUCAUGCGCAUUUACAAGCUUUAAGAGAAAUGGCUGCCAAACAGGGUGAAUCAGUGGAAAUGCCGGUUGAACGUGUGAUGCACCCUUCUCCACCUCCUGAACGAGCAGAUAUAGACAGGAUGUAUCUUCUGCGGAUUGAAAGAUGAGACAUUUACGGAAGAAGCGCUCGAUACCCAUUACUGGAAGUCAUGUCCAAUGCUAAAGCGUUGUUCUCAGUGCUCACAGGUCAUCGAAAUAUGUCGUCAAAGUCAACAUCUUCUUGAAGAAUGUGAAUUAAAAUCCAAGUUUGUCGCCUGUCCCCGUUGUAAAGAAGCUGUUUUGAAGAGCGAACUAUCUAAUCACAACCACGACAAAGUUUGUCCGA